Messenger RNA from Cadophora gregata, 903 nucleotides. RefSeq lists its product as uncharacterized. The transcript has 3 exons. Bases 1 to 903 code for a protein of 300 amino acids. Lineage: Eukaryota; Fungi; Ascomycota; Leotiomycetes; Helotiales; Ploettnerulaceae. Gene Ontology annotation, cellular component: membrane. The record is from RefSeq and is a predicted model, not a curated record.
AUGCUUUCAGCUCGGGAUCUACUUAUUGGCGAGAAGUAUAUGCUGUUCCAGUAUGAGCCUAAGAAAGUCCCAGCCAUCAUCUUCAUCGUCCUUUUCGGCAUCUCGUCAAUCCUCCAUGUGUUCCAGUUGAUCAAAAAGCGAACAUGGUAUUUCGUACCUUUCGUUAUCGGUGGGAUACUUGAGGCGAUUGGUUAUAUUGGGAGAUUAAUAAGUGCUGGACAAGAAUAUGGGGAAUGGACCACGGGACCCUACAUCAUGCAGACUUUGUCCAUCCUCCUCGCACCAGCCUUCUUCGCAGCUUCAAUCUAUAUGAUCCUCGGCCGACUUAUCGUCCUUGUUGACGGAGAGAGUCACUCACCUAUCCGCGUCAAGUGGCUCACCAAGAUCUUUGUUGGAGGAGAUGUUCUUUCUUUCCUCGCUCAAUCAGCUGGUGGUGGAAUGCUCGGCAAAGCAAAGAAACAAUCAGACGUCAACCUCGGCGAGAACAUCAUCAUCGCCGGCCUCGCCAUCCAAGUCCUCUUCUUCGGGCUCUUCGUCAUCGUCUCCGCCAUCUUCCACUUCCGCAUCCGCGCCAUGCCCAGCAUGCGCUCCAAACAAAUGCCUAUCCCCUGGGAGAGCUACCUCUUUAUCCUGUACAUCGCCAGCACACUCAUCCUUGUCCGCUCGGUCUUCCGUAUCGCCGAGUAUGUCAUGGGCUCGGAUGGUGUGCUGUUGAAGCAUGAGUACUUCUUGUAUAUCUUCGAUGCGACAUUGAUGGCACUGGUUAUGAUUUUAUUUAACUUGAGACAUCCGGGGAGUAUUAUUAAUGAGGAUAAUAUGAGGAUGGCGCAUAUGCGGGAUCCGGAGUCGGGGGAGAGUGCUCAUGAGAUGACGAGGGAGACUAUGAGGAUGCAUCAUAAGUAG